Polypterus senegalus (gray bichir) is the source of this 821-nucleotide messenger RNA. Its product is annotated as gametocyte-specific factor 1-like. NCBI's taxonomy places the organism in Eukaryota, Metazoa, Chordata, Cladistia, Polypteriformes, Polypteridae. Bases 148 to 636 code for a protein of 162 amino acids. The transcript is spliced from 8 exons. The record is from RefSeq and is a predicted model, not a curated record.
UUUCGCUUUUCAUUUGUCUUAACAGUGUCAGACCAAACACAGUUGCGUAGGAGUCCACGAGGUGGUUUGGCUAGAAUUCAAUUUUAUCCUGGUUGUUUUAUUUCAGUUUGGAAGCUACGCGCACGAAGUGGGUUCCUGUAGAGGAUCAUGGCACAAAACAUCCCUGCUAUCUCUGAUUCUAAUGCUGACCCCUGGGAUCCAGAGGCAUUGCAGCAGUGUCCGUAUGAUAAAAGCCAUCAGAUCAGAGCCAUCCGUUUUCCAUAUCACCUCAUAAAAUGUGGCAAGAACCAUCCAGAGCUGGCAAAGCAGCUAAAGUCCUGCCCCUUCAAUGCAAGACAUCUUGUCCAGAAACACGAGCUUAGCAGCCACAUUGCCAACUGUGAAGAUCGUGUUGUUGUUACACAUGAUGACUCUGAUACCCCAAGUAUGAAUUCCAGAUGGCAGCCAAUUUCUGUGAGUAACUGGCAAGCUCCACCUUGUGAAGAGGACUGGGAUCAAGAAGCUGAUCUAAAUCCUGUUAAGCCAUUCUUUUGGGGCGAGACAAAUUCCCUGAAUAAGGGUUUGCAGACUAGUUCUUCUGAGGUCACCGUGGCCCCUGGCAUACGAGCUCCCCGGGUACUUCCUUGGAAGAACUAGGUGUUCCUGAUCACUGGAAGCUGCAGUGUUCUGUUUUUGUCUUUUGUAUUUUGUUUCUACAGUGUAAGGGUUUUAAUAUUUAAAUUGUUUUUUAAAAGUGGGUUAGGGUGGGUACUUUAAUGAUUUUAAUGUUUUUGUUAAGUCUAAUGCCCCAGCUGCUAAUAAAAGUUAAUUCUUUGAAUGGA